Molecule: messenger RNA, 2037 nt
Organism: Acaulospora morrowiae
Lineage: Eukaryota; Fungi; Glomeromycota; Glomeromycetes; Diversisporales; Acaulosporaceae
Source: the annotation of a GenBank genome assembly
AUGGUUUCUUUAUUACCCACAGAAUGUCUUCCCCAAAUCUUUGAAAAUUUGUCGGAGGACAGAAAAACCUUACACUCCUGUCUACUGGUAAAUAAAACGUGGUGCCUUAAUGUCGUGAAAAUACUUUGGAGUCAACCAUUUCACUUGAUAAACAUUUGUAAUCAUGACUCAGAGACGCACACAUGUUCAAGAACCUCAAAACAACGUUUAAUUCAAUCUUUCAAAUUGAUUAGUGUUUAUCUAUCUUUCUUGCCAAAAUCAGAAAGGUUGAUCCUAACGAACAAUAAAGUAAAAUUAUCCACUUUCAUUGAACCCAUAUACAAUUAUAUCAAAUUUCUGCGCUACUUGGAUUUAGAGGAAUUGUUUGUUGUCGUCGGAGGAUGGAAACAUUGUUUGUUUCUUUCUCCUGACCAAUUAUCUUAUUAUCCACCGAAGCGUCGCGGACAACCUCAUUCUUCCUCUUCAGGGAACGGUGGCUCGCUUGCAUCAAGGCUUAAACAGUCGGAUUCUAAAAAGAAAUUGGUGAACGCCGUGAAAUCCGUGAAAUCCUUGGCUCAUGGUGUUUUACGAAGAACAAAAUCGACAAAUUUUGCACAGGCCAAGGAAAAUUUUCCUGUUUCGGUGGAACGCUUGGUUUCUUAUUCCUUGGCAAAAUUGAUAAUAAGGGAGUGUGUCAAUUUAAAGUCACUCUCUAUAAACACGACCAUAACGAACUCAAUAGAGUAUCAAUGCAAAUGCCUCGAUCAAAAUUUCAUUAUCGACCGUACGUUCAAUCAUAGGAACAUCGAAAGUAUCGAAGAAGCAAGCAACCUUCGUCUCUUUCGACAGAAUGUUCCCGAAGAACAUCUAUUGAUUGCGACUUAUCCUGGCGCUAAUAUUUGCUUGCCGCCGCUGGUGGAAUUUGUUUGCACAACGAGAGGAUCCAAAUGGAGGCUUUUUCACGCUUUAUCAUUGAUCUGUAAACAAUUAAGGAAAAUCUGUGUCGAUAUGGGCGGUUACACGAAUUGGUCUCCUCUUUCCGUUUCAUAUACUGAACCACAAAUGCAGGAAUUGGAAUGGGAAUCCAAAAAUCUAGCUACACUCAUUCAAUCUCAAGAUUCUCUUGAACAAUUCACCUUAUUGCGUGGUGAAGUCGGUUUAUUGACAAUCUUGGUGGCACUCAAAAGUCAAAUAAAUUCUUUGAGAUACCUGGAACUCAUAAACAUUGACACAAAUCUUUCCCAAAGGGAUUCGAUCAAAUAUAUUAAUGAUUUCUCAAAUUUGCAUACGUUAAAAUUUGAUUCUUGUCAGCUUGUUGAUAUAGUAAUGAGACCUUUUGUGGAAGGUCGAUCAGGACUUCAAUUGUCAACAAUUGAAAUUGUCGAUACAAGUGUAUCCAUGGAGAUCGUCACUAAAAUUAUUAAAAAUGCAAAUGCUUCGUUGAGAUCCCUGAUUUUAGAUAAAAACAAGUACGAUUAUUACGAAUCCAACAACGGUAACAAUAUCAUUGAGACGACGGCAAAAUAUUGUCCGAACCUAAUGGAUUUCACAUCUCCGGUGGCAACGUCGGAGAUCCCUCAAUUGAUCACCCUAUUCACCUUAUGCCCAAUGCUGGUAUCCGUCAGCUUUGUACAUUCUUUUGAUGAUCAUGAUUAUAUGGAACAACAGUUGUCAGAUACAACAAACUCCUCGUCAAAUCAAGAAGGCACCUCAGCAAUCGAUGUAGAUUGGUUGCUGGAGAAAAUGAGCGAUCAAAAACUCGCCCAAAAUUUACGACACCUUUCGAUUCGAGCCCCGUGGUCAUUUUCUCCUGUUACCCUGGAAAAUUAUUUGACAACUUGUGAUCCACCAUUGAGGUCUUUGGAGUUCUCACAUUUCUUCUCUGAUGAUCACCUGGGUGUGAUAUUGAGAUGCUUAAAUGGGAAAUUGAGGAACUUGAAGUUGGAGACUUCUGACGAAUUAAGCGAUGAAUUGCAGGUUGAGGCUUUGACUCAACUUGAAAAUUUUCAAGUUCAUAAAUUAAGAGCUGAAUCCUUCCCUGCAGCAGUUGAUCAUUAA